This is a messenger RNA of Lampris incognitus (smalleye Pacific opah), 854 nucleotides long. RefSeq names its product transmembrane protease serine 2-like. NCBI's taxonomy places the organism in Eukaryota, Metazoa, Chordata, Actinopteri, Lampriformes, Lampridae. Gene Ontology annotation, cellular component: membrane. Gene Ontology annotation, molecular function: serine-type endopeptidase activity. The transcript is spliced from 7 exons. The record is from RefSeq and is a predicted model, not a curated record. Gene Ontology annotation, biological process: proteolysis. The coding region runs from base 55 to 822 and encodes 255 amino acids.
CUGCAUGGGACCAAUUUCAUCCUGCAGAGUUACUCCACAGACAGCCAGACGUGGAUGCCGGUGUGCGCUGAGGGCUGGAGCGACAGCGAUGGGGAAGACGCCUGUGAGCAGAUAGGCUACAACAGAGAGAGCUACGUGUCCUCCACCAAGGCCAGCGCCGGAGCUUUAUCGAACGACGGCUACAUGAAGCUCAAGCCCGAAUAUCAACCGGGAUCACUUCUGCAGUCAAGACUCUCCUACAAUCGCAGUUGUUCAGCCAACGCCGUCAGCUUGCGUUGUAUCGGCUGUGGCGAGAGGACUGCGUUCCCCGUUACGCGUAUCGUCGGGGGGACCGAGGCGGCGGAGGCGGCCUGGCCCUGGCAGGCCAGUCUCCAGAUGUUCAACCACCACGUAUGUGGAGGCUCCAUCAUCGAGUCCCGCUGGAUCCUGUCCGCCGCCCACUGUUUUGAAGGGAACUCCGAUCCUGAACUUUGGACGGUCCACGCCGGCAGCGUGGACUUGUCCUUUCUGAGAACUACUCCCGGGUACGCGGUUCAGAAACUCAUCGUUCACCCCAACUAUAACGAGAAGACGAAAGACAACGACGUGGCGCUCAUGAAGCUCUUCUCCCCGCUGACGUUUUCACGGAGAGUGAGGCCCGUUUGUCUGCCCAACGCCGGCGUGGACCUGUCUCCGGGGUGCCAAGCGUGGAUCACCGGAUGGGGGGCGCAGCGAUUCCAAGGAUCGUCCCCCGACACCCUGAACCAGGCGGAGGUGACCAUGUACAGCCGGGAGCAAUGCAACACAUGGGAGCGCUUAGACGGACUCGACACCACACCAUGAUCUGUGCUGGCAGACUCGCAGAGGAGUCGAUA